Molecule: messenger RNA, 2654 nt
Organism: Rubroshorea leprosula
Lineage: Eukaryota; Viridiplantae; Streptophyta; Magnoliopsida; Malvales; Dipterocarpaceae
Source: the annotation of a GenBank genome assembly
AGACUGGAAGCUGCUCGUAAGUCAAGUAGACGAUAACUGAGUCAGCUAUAAUUCUCAGUCAAAUGAAGUUCAUUGGCCUACAUUGCUUUCUGCCUGGCUGUAUAUUAUUCUGCUUCUGCUCGUAAUUAAUUAUAACCAAAACGCAAGACUUUGAAAGCGUGUUCUUUUCCUAGCUGUUGCAGAAAAUUAAUGAAGAUGAGAUCGGUGUUGUGGAUGGCGGUGAUCCUGGUAUUGUCAUCUUCUGCCAACGUCAGAGCAAGUUCAAUUGCCAAAGAGGGCUGCCCAGAAAGAUGUGGAAGCGUUAGCGUUCCUUACCCUUUUGGAUUGGACAAAUCAGAAUGCGCCAAGAACUCUUCCUUCCUGCUUAAUUGCGCGCAGAAUGGCAGCCUCUUCUUUAGAAACAUCCAAAUUUACAACAUAUCAUUGGAGAACGGUACCUUCACCGGAGGCAUUGCCUCAGCCUGGGAAUGCGACUACGGAAGGGGAAAGUCUCGAAGGUUCGACCAGCAUAUCAACCUCAAUAGCUGGCCUUUCACCGUCUCCCCCACCCACAACAAGUUAAAAGCUUUGGGCUGCGACUCCAUGGCCCUGAUGAGGGACAACAAAGGAAGUUUCGGAAGUGGGUGCGUAGCUCUCUGCAACUCUGAAGAGAUCGAAAUCGAUGGUUCUUGCUCAGGUCACGAAUGCUGCCAGACCUCCAUCCCUAAGAACGUCAAAACUUUGGACAUAAAGGCUAAGAGCGCAUCUGAUAAUCGCAGUAAUUAUUUUCAUUUCUUCCCCUGCAGUUAUGCUUUUGUGGUUGCAAAUUCCUACAACAUCGCGGUAAGAGACUUCCAAGGUUAUCCAAAUAAAACUCCGUCACCACAUGUGGUGUUUGAAUGGGUGGUCGGAGAGCGAGACUGCCAAGCAAGUGAAGGUCUCUUGGGGGAUUCUUGCAGCGAUAAUGCUAACUGCACUUACUCUGAGACUGGUGGUGGAUCUCGUUGCUAUUGCCGGCCAGGGUUCACCGGAAAUCCCUAUCUCCCACAGGGAUGCCAAGAUAUUGAUGAGUGCAAAGACCAGAAAAAUCCAUGUCAAGAAGGUACUUGUCGGAAUACCUUUGGGAAUUACAUAUGCGACUGCCCGCUUGGCAUGCGUGGUGACGGUAAAGUUGGCUGCCGGGGACUCCGACUGACCACCAUUGCAAUAGUGAUUGGAGGGGUCAUUCUUGUUAUCAUUAUCACCAUCUUGAUUUUCAUUGUCUGUCAAAGGAGGAAGAAGGAGAAAUAUUUUAGAGCUAAUGGAGGUAUGAUAUUGAAGCACCAAAGAAUCAGGAUUUUUAGUGAGGCAGAAUUAGAAAAGGCAACCAACAACUACGACAAUAGGCUGUUGCUCGGAGAAGGAGGCUUCGGUUCAGUCUACAAGGGAGUUUUAGGAGACGACACCCUAGUUGCAGUCAAGAAGGCCAAAGAUGUGGACAAGGCAAGAAUGAACCAGGAAUUUCAGCAUGAAAUUGGCGUUGUUUCUCAGGUGAACCAGGAAUUUGAGCGUGAAAUUGACGUUGUUUCUCAGGUUAACCAUCGGAAUGUUGUGAAACUCUUAGGUCUGUGUUUGGAGACUAAAGUCCCAUUGCUGGUAUAUGAAUUCAUUUCAAAUGGAACCCUCCACCAUCAUAUUCAUGACAAGGGAUCACAAAUUUUAGGGUCAUGGAAGAAUCGUCUGAGGAUUGCUACUGAGACUGCACUUGCACUUGACUAUUUGCAUUCUUUAGCAGAACCACCAAUCAUUCAUGGUGAUGUGAAGUCGAUGAACAUACUGUUGGAUGAUCAUUACACAGCCAAAGUAUCUGAUUUUGGGGCUUCAGUGUUCAUCUCACCAAACCAAACUAGAAAAGGCUCCAAAAUACAAGGGACAAUUGGGUACUUGGAUCCAGAGUACCUAAUGACUGGGAUUUUAACAACAAAGAGUGAUGUUUAUAGCUUUGGGGUCGUCAUGGUGGAGCUGUUGACAGGGGAGAAGCCUAUUUCAUCUAGUAGGGAUGGGGAGAAGAGAAACAUAAUUCUGUAUUUCAUGUCAUCUGUGGAAGAUAAUCGGGUUGGCCAAGUUCUUAAUUUUAAGCCAGCAGAUGAUGGUGAAAUGGAGGAAGUAGAAGCAGUUGCUGAGCUUGUUAAGAGAUGCCUAAAUAGAAGCGGCCUAAAAAGGCCAACCAUGAAGGUAGUCGCGGAGGAGCUUACAAGAUUGAAAAAGCUCAGUCACAACUUUUGGGCUCAUCAGGGCAGUGAAGAAACUGAGUGCUUGCUGGGAGAAUCCUCAUCACAUACUAGUUAUGAGUUUUCAAAUAUCAAUAUGGACCAAAUGGAUACAUAUUCCGUGCACAAAACAUUUGACAUUGAACGAGGAUCAACUGUGGCAUCUAAUACUUCCUCCUGCUAGUCUUCCAUAAUUAUUAAAUUUGAUUAGUUACAUCAAUUUCAUCAAACACGCUUUCCACUUAGUUUUUGUUUCUUGGUUUUCUAUGUAUUCAUCAUAGGUGUUGAACCGGAGGAUAUCCCUAUCAAGGCCUUAUUUAUUUAUUUAUCUCAAUUUAUUAUUAUAUAUGUUGUUUUUUACUCUUUUUUAUUUCAAUAUUAUUUUAUUAGAAAAGUUUUAUAUCAAAAUACAAAUGACACAGUUUU